Messenger RNA from Syngnathus typhle (broad-nosed pipefish), 1568 nucleotides. It is a transcript of the gene prodh2, whose product is annotated as proline dehydrogenase 2. Gene Ontology annotation, molecular function: FAD binding; proline dehydrogenase activity. Gene Ontology annotation, cellular component: mitochondrion. Lineage: Eukaryota; Metazoa; Chordata; Actinopteri; Syngnathiformes; Syngnathidae. The transcript has 9 exons. Bases 171 to 1568 code for a protein of 465 amino acids. The record is from RefSeq and is a predicted model, not a curated record.
CUUGGAAAAUGUAAAAAAUCUCCGGUGUCUAAGCUGAGAUGAACUUGAGGUAAGGCGGAGGUAAUUUUUUUUUUUUUGCCAGACCAGUUUUGACAGGACCGGUUUUGACAAGUUGCAUACUUGUUGGAACACCUAACACGGAAUCCAUCAGUAAACUCCACACGGGGAAGAUGAUGUGCACUCGCCUGCUCUCCUCGCGCCUCUACCUGCUCUCCACCAGACUCAAGUCCACCGCCUCCCCGAGGAUGGUGCAGGCCGCCGUGGCUGCGGAUAAACCGCCGAGACCCCUGGCCGUCUCUUUAGCCUUCGAGGAUCCCAGCGCGUUUCAGGUGAAAAGCCUGAGAGAGUUGUUCCGUGCCUUGGUUGUUUUCCGAUUCUGCUCCUUCCCAAUGCUGGUCAACAACUGCAACAAGCUGAUGUCAACGGCCCGCAGCAUUCUGGGAAGGCGCGUGUUCGCCACGCUGAUGAGAUCCACAGUAUACGCUCAGUUUGUGGCCGGCGAGAACGAGAAGGAGAUUUCCGAGUCCAUGGAGAAGAUGAGCACACUGGGACUGAGGCCCAUGCUGGCGGUUCCCAUCGAGGAGGACCUGGGAGGGAGCACGGGAGAGAAGAGAUAUAACGAGAAUAUGGAUGCCAUGUUGGAAUGCGUACGAAUGUCACACAGCAACGCUUGGAGCAAAGAUCCCAUGAUGCAACUGAAGGUCACGGCCCUUCUCAGUCCUGAGCUAUGUGUCAAACUCACCAAGAUUAUUUCGAAACAAGCAUACGACUUGGACCUUCUUGUCAGGGCCAUGGAUGGCGAGGAGGUGAAAUUCCACGGUUUGGAGGAAAACGAGGCGGCGCACUUCCGUUGCAGCUUGAGGAGACUCAACAAGAUAGGCGAGGCUAGCGUGAACAAAGUGCGGGUGCUGGUCGAUGCCGAGUACACCUACAUGAACCCCGCCCUGUCUCUUGUUUCCAUGGCAAUGAUGAAGAAGUUCAACAAAGACAGUGCCUGGAUCUGGUACACAUUCCAGUGUUACCUGAAGGAGACAAGGACACACCUCCUGGAGGCCAUCAAUCAGUCCCAGGAAGGAGGUUUCUGUUUGGGGGUCAAGCUGGUGCGAGGAGCCUACAUGGACAAAGAGAGGAAGCUGGCGGCAAAGGAAGGUCGCCCGGAUCCGGUUCAAGACACCUGGGAGGACACAAAUGACAAUUAUAACAGCUUACUGGAGGUUCUGCUAAGACUCAUUGCCGAGGAGCCAACACGCUACAGGAUCAUCGUCGCCACGCACAACGAAGAGUCCGUGAGGCGGGCAGCCAAAUGUGUUGAGGAACUAGGCAUAGACAAAUCAAGAGGCAGCGUGUGUUUCGGGCAGCUACUGGGGAUGUGUGAUCACGUUUCCCUCACGUUAGCCAAGGAGGGUUACGCCGUGUACAAGUCGGUCCCGUACGGCUCGGUGGACGACACGCUGCCGUACUUGGUGCGCAGGGCUCAGGAGAACCAAACGGUGCUGAAAGGUAUCCGCAAGGAGCGAGACUUGCUUAGGCAGGAGCUCCGCAGGAGACUCAAUUUGGGAGCCCGCUAG